Messenger RNA from Malassezia globosa CBS 7966, 660 nucleotides. RefSeq lists its product as uncharacterized. The transcript has a single exon. Lineage: Eukaryota; Fungi; Basidiomycota; Malasseziomycetes; Malasseziales; Malasseziaceae. Gene Ontology annotation, biological process: intracellular protein transport; endoplasmic reticulum to Golgi vesicle-mediated transport; Golgi organization. Bases 1 to 660 code for a protein of 219 amino acids. The record is from RefSeq and is a predicted model, not a curated record. Gene Ontology annotation, cellular component: COPII-coated ER to Golgi transport vesicle; endoplasmic reticulum-Golgi intermediate compartment; Golgi apparatus.
AUGUGGCGUGUUCUGGCACAUUCCCUAUUCCUUGUGCUAGCACUGCUGCUGAGCUUGUGUGACAACGCGCAUGCAAUCAAGUUCGAACUCAUCGCCAGCAAAAACCCCAAGCCUCUGUGUAUAUGGAACUAUGCUUUAGCAGACACGCUCGCCAUUAUCUCAAUCAACGUGGUCCCACGCGACCCUAAAACGGAAAACGACCAAAGGAUCGACGUUCGCGUCGUCGAUCGGACUCACCACAGCGUGUACCUGAACAAGAAAGGCCUUCAAGGCGAAACUCGACUCGCAAUCAACACGCAUCACAACGCCGACUUGGGCGUAUGUCUCUCAAACCAUGGAAGUCGCGAUCAUAUCCUGUCCGAUGUUGAUCUGGACGUGCAUCUCGGUGGCGAAGCCAUCGACUAUAAUGCUAUUGCAAACCAAGAGUCGCUUUCGGGCAUGGAGACGGAACUGCGCAAACUCGCUGCUAUUGCUGACGAAAUCCUAGAAGAGAUGGAAUACCUGAAACAGCGGGAGAUGCGCAUGAGCAGUACGCAGGUGUCCACUCACCACCGCGUCCAUGGAUUCUCGUGGCUCUUGAUCUUCUCGGUCAUUGGAUUGGGUGUUUGGCAAGUAUAUCAUCUACAUGGCUUCUUCAAGCGCAAAUAUCUUAUCGACUGA